Ictalurus punctatus (channel catfish) is the source of this 2682-nucleotide messenger RNA. RefSeq names its product ankyrin repeat and zinc finger peptidyl tRNA hydrolase 1 (gene ankzf1). The record is from RefSeq and is a predicted model, not a curated record. Lineage: Eukaryota; Metazoa; Chordata; Actinopteri; Siluriformes; Ictaluridae. Gene Ontology annotation, molecular function: protein binding. The transcript has 17 exons. The coding region runs from base 296 to 2383 and encodes 695 amino acids.
AUUGUUUUCUGCACCUGUAUUGCGUAUUUCCCUCACUAUGAUUGGAUCAAGGGUCUCUCUAUCAGCCAAUGACAGCGCAGGAGUUGUGUUCUGAUAGAAAAUCCACGCGCAGGAGGGCGGUGCCUACCGGAAAACAGGAAAGCCCCUGUAUUAAAGGGUAGAAUGGGCGCUGUGGGGUGGUUACAUUUUAAAAUACAACUACACUGGACAUAUUUGAUUAUUACAAGGAAAUUUUGAUUGGCAACAGCCCUACAGCAGCUUUCAACAGUACAAGUCCCUUGAGUGUGCCUCUUUCAUGAUGGCCAGACCGGAUCGCUGCUCUUUGUUUGACCUUGUUGUUGAUCUGAAGCUCACUGAUGGACUCAGGGAUAUUUCAGACAUGCAUAAUCAUCAGGAAACUCUCCAUCUCACCAUCAGAGAGGAAUUUCCUGAUGAUAAGAGAGGAAUGGAUGAAAGAAGAGACGAGGUAGUGUCAGACAGGAAGUUUUGCUCUGCGUGUCAGUGUUCGUUUGAAAGUCGUGAAGAGCAGGUGGAGCAUUAUAAACUGGACUGGCAUCGCUUCAAUCUGAAGCAGCGACUGGCUGGAAGAUCACCAGUCACAGUGGAGGAAUUUGAAAAGAAGACAGGAAUGGGUGACGUCUCGAGUAUUUCAGGUUCAGACUCUGAGGAUGAGGAGUCACGCAGUGAGGAUGACAAUGAUGGUGUUAUUUCUUAUGGAGGCCGUUUAACUACUAGGGUUUUGCUCCAAAACUCACAGGGACAGUAUUUAUGUCUUUACCGCUGUGCAGUACAGAAAAGGACAAUAGACAAUGGGGCAAAUUUGGUCAAUUCUCUGCUGAACAUCUCAGAGAAGACGGUGUGGGUGAUUUUGAUGACAGGCGGUGGCCAUUUUGCUGGAGCUGUUUAUAAAGGGAAAGAGGUGCUGCAGCAUAAGACCUUCCACCGUUACACUGUUCGAGCAAAACGGGGAACAGCUCAGAAUGUCCAUGAUGCCCAGAAUAGAGCCCCCAAAUCAGCUGGAUCCGCUCUUCGGCGCUAUAAUGAGGCAGCAUUAACGAAGGAUAUUCAGGAGCUGCUGAAGAACUGGGCUGAAUAUUUAAUGCAGGCCGAUGCCAUUUUCCUUCGAACCCCGAAAUAUAACCGAAGUGUGUUCUUUGGAGGCCGUGAAGCACCACUUGGGAAAAAAGACCCAAGAAUUCGAUCAAUUCCUUUUGCUACUCGCAGAGCCACAUUCAGUGAAAUAACACGUGUACACGACGUCCUCUCAGUGCUGCAGAUUUACGAUAAGACCACAGACGUAUCCAGCAUUCUCAAGUUGUCCAAGAGAACGUGGCUGAAAAAACCCUCAAAUAAAACCAAUCGAAUUGCAGCAGUAGGUUACCAGGUAGACCAACAGGAAGAAGAGGAGGAGGAUGAUGAUGUUUCUGUACAGCUGCAGAUGGAGGAUCUGACGUUAACGACUGUGGAUUUAAAGGAACAUGAGAUCAAACCCAGCAAGAAGAAACGAAGAAGGAGGAAAGAAAGAAAGCCAGAGGCAACUGAGAAAGAGGGGAAAUUGAUGGAGAAAGAAGACUUUGUCAGCAGGGAGCUAAAGGAUGAGACAGGGAAUGAAAAGGCGGAAAAAGAGAAAACAGAAGGCAAGAAAAAUACGAAGAACAACGAACAUGAAGAAGAUGAAGCGUGUGUAUUGUGUGAGUUCAGCAUCAGAGAUGCUCUCUACACUGCGUGUAAAACGGGUGACACAGAGGCGUUACGCACACUCCUGGAGCAAUACAAGCACGUGUUGAUCCAACUCCUUAACACACCCAUUGACUCUGCCGGAUAUACACUGCUGCACGUGGCAUCAGCAGCUGCACAGAAACAUGCUGUUACUCUUUUAUUGGAGAUGGGAAGUGACCCAACAUGCAGGGAUAGGAAAGGCCAGACACCAUAUGCAGUCGCACCAGACAAAGAAAGCAGAAACAUGUUCAGGAAAUUUAUGGCUGAACAGCCGAACAAAUAUGACUAUGCUAAAGCUCAGGUUCCAGGACCACUGACUGCUGAAAUAGAGAGCAAGAAAGCAGAAAAGAAAAAGGCACAGAAGGCAGCAAAGAAGCAGCGUGAGAAGGAGCAGAGAGAGGAGAAACGAAGAGAAGAGGAGGAGCAAGAGGAGAAGAGGAGGUUUUUAUCACUUAGUGACCGAGAAAAGCGAGCGCUGGCUGCAGAAAGACGACUGGCGGAGCAGGUGGCCACAACGGGAGGAACACUCACUAAUAUCAGGCGAUGCUGGCAGUGUGGAGAAUCUCUGCUGGGGAAAGUUCCAUUUGAAUAUCUAAAUUACUGUUUCUGCUCAACACGCUGUGUCCAAACACACCAUAAAAACAACAGCGCUGCCAAAAUGUAACUCUGGGGAGAGAUAUUGUAAUACUACUGCCACAACUGAAGAGCUUUCACUAUAAUUUAUCCAUUAUUGCCAUUUCAUUUAGUGUAAGGUUGUUAGAGUGACGGUUUGAUUUUUAAUUGUGUUUAAAUUUAAUUAUAUAAUUAUUUACUCAGUGCUGACUAAUGAUGAGUAAUACAAACAUGAACAACACUGUAAUGGAAAUAAAAAGAAUAAAAAUAGAAAAUAUGACUCUAGCAGUAAGGGAGUUUAAUUAUUCAUGCAAUAUAAAUAUAAAAUAAAAUUUGAAGUGGAUGAACUCA